AUGUAUGGCACAGCGGUCGAACACACGCGACUGCGGCCGUGCGCCCAGGACCGCGUUGUGCUGCGCGUAACCGUGAACGGCCACGUGCUGCUGGACUUUACGCAGCGCGCGGAAAGGCCGCAGCGGCUGCGCGUGGUAUCUGCAGUCCUGUGGCUACACGUCAAGCAAGCGCGGCAUCCAGACGCAUGGAACCGAUCAGCCACCCUGUACAUCUUCCGUGUGCCCCCAUCCCGUAACGCCACCGACCCGCUGGCCUCCAUGGAACACCUGUACCACCUCUCCGUCAGCGGAGCCACGGGCUGGCGACGUGUGGACCUCAAGGACGCCGUGCAACGCUGGUUCUCCAGCAAGCCCAGCCACAAGCUCACGCUGUUGGUCGACUGCGGGGGCUGCGGUCCGGCUUCCAUCCGCGUCAACCAGUUCCGAGGCAGCACACGUCACCGGCCUUUCCUGGCCAUCGCCACGGAACCUUCCUUCACGCGGCGACGCAACCGACGCUACACCCUGACAUGCGGCCAAGGGGUGACGCAGUGCUGCAAGCACCCUUUGUACGUCAGCUUCAAAGAGAUGGGUUGGGAUGACUGGAUCAUCGCCCCGAGAGGCUACUACGCCAAUUACUGCGUGGGAGACUGCAGCUCACCGCGCACUCCCGACACGUUCCGCAACUUCCACUCGCAAGUGAUCGAGGAAUACAGGCAGAGGAAUCCCUACGCCUCGAUAGCGCCCUGCUGCGCGCCGACGAAGCUGUCGUCUAUGUCGCUCAUCUACUUCGAUCCGGACCACAACAUCAUCAAGACGGAUCUGCCCAAGAUGAUCGUCGAUGAAUGCGGAUGCACGUAGCCUGCAGCUAAGUGGCGUCUUUUAAUAGGACUCCAAGAAAUUGGACCCCGGGUGUCUUUCAAAGCUGUGAUACGACGGUGUUGCACGCCGUCGCUAGUGUGCUGAUGCCCUGUCGCGCCCGCCUAUAUGGAAGGAAGGGGGUUCGCCCGUGGUGCACAAGGACUCCAGGGAAGUGCCCGUGACAACACUUGAACAUGUUGAAGGUUGUUGAACGUUGAGGCGAAACCUCGCGCUAUUUCCCGUUCACAGACACUGCUGAGAAUUCGUCGUCCGGUAGGUAUGCGCAGUCGAAGCAUACCUCCGCCGUACCAAGUCCUCGUUGGACGUCAUUUUCGAGUUGUGAAAUUCGAUCCUGGAUCUCCCCAGAGGGGCGUAAUUGCUUCAGAAAAAUUGUUCCUCGCUGUUUUUCGGCUAUUUCCCACGAUAGCUCUUAAUAUUUUACCUUUGGCUCACGUCUAAACGCAGUAAACCCUCGCCGUAACGAAGCCAGCGAUAUCGAAAAAAAAAAAAAAAAUUCGAUAUAGCGGCAAUUCGAAAACAAAGGAAGUGCCACGAAAGCGGUGACAGUAUAGCUACCGAAGUGAACAAAAAAAGAAAAAAAGAGAAAAAGUGGUCAGGCAAGUAAACAAACCUUGGUGUGGGCGAACGCUUUAGCAGGUUUUUAAUUUAUAUGGGCAAACAGUGAGAGAGAGAGAGGGAGAAACGACGUAAGCUGGGUUUGCCGUACGAGCUUCCUCCGGCUCGCCCUUCGUACCAAGCACGGUCAGACCAAGCAGGACACUUUGACUAAUCGGUUUCGAAACGCAUGCAUUUCGGUCGGGACAGCGUGAAUAUUCGAACAAGUCGAUAAUUCGAACAAAGCGAUAAUUAGAAAAAAAAAAAAAAAAAAAGAAGCAAUUUCGUUACAACGAAGGUUUACUGAUAUCGUCUCGUUGACAAACAAGGAAGAGACACAUGCAGCGUUCAUAUAGGAAGCACUCGUUCUUCAAUUUAACAACGCUUCCGUGAAUACUUAUACAAGUGCCACACGGGCUACGAAUAAUGACAUUAUCAUCUAAUGCCAUCCGGACCAUGAAUGCCGUUAUAUACGAAGCUUGUGCCGCCUUUUUAGGGACAUUAAACUAUAUGACGAUGAUCCGGCUCACUUUGGCCGUCGAACACACAGGUUGAAAGUGCAUUUAAUAUUUUGAAAUGUAGUAAUAUAUUAAGUUGACUUCCACGUGGACAAGCUUUGAUAUUUUCAUACCAGGUGCUUUCAAUACAGUUUGCAAAUUUGUUUUGCUGUAAAACGUGUUUUCGUGCAAACUACAAUUUCAAACAAUUCUCAAUGGAACCAAUGAAAACGCGAGUAAGCAUUUCAAUGGGUGAAUGAGGUGUGGCAAAUCCUUUAAGAAGAAAAUGGCAAACGUCAUUAAAACUGUCCGUCUGGCACCACACGCAUCAUGUUAAAACUUGACACAUGAAGCGGCGUAAUGUCAUAUUUCGUACGCUUGUGGCACUGGUAUUAGACGAGUAUGUCAGCUGAAUAUUACUGGAAACCGACGCCACGAUGCUCACAUUGGUGAGAAGUGCCUCGCACCACUUCUAACAUCUUUUUUUUUUUUUUUGUUCUAGUCAUGUGCGUUUGUUGCACGUCAAACUCCCUUCCCCGUUUCUAUUAUACAUGGUGGUUCACCUAAAGUAAUACAAGAGGCGGGAACAUUUCCUCCUCUCCCCGCAUCUUCCGUGCGCUCUUCUUUGCGACAAUCAAGCAGGCGGGCUAAAGCGUUUUUUUUUAAUAUUUUUUAGACUAUUUCUGCUGUGCAUAGUUUUUGUUGGGUCUAUGGUUAUCCGUAGAGGACUUCAUAUUUCUGUCUUUUUUUUUUUAAGAAAAGAGAACGUGAGGUUCGAUUGUUAAUUUUCAAAGCUCAAUUGUGAAAAUUCCCUGAGUUAAAAAUUGUCCAAAGCCUUCCUAAAUGGUAGCAAAACUUCCCAGAAGGUAACUGCCGAAAGUCCCACAAUCCUCCUGCGGGUACGUCGCCAGUUAGAAUUUUUUUAUCACUUUAGGUGGAAACACCCUGUAUAUGCAUAUGUAUAUAUUUUUCUUGAGUAUUGUCGGACCACAGGCGUGGUGGCGGAAAAACAAGAACAAGAACAACAAAAAGGAAACAGAAACAUUCUUAUCUGCCACCUCGUCGGCAAGUGCCAUACAUUCCACAAUACACGAUCCGCUAUCGUUAAUUUUACAUCGAUCGUGUCGCUUCCAUCUCACUUAUGUCCUACACUCUUAAAAAUGAACUUCACCGCAUAGCACGCUGCUAG
Messenger RNA from Ornithodoros turicata, 3141 nucleotides. RefSeq names its product inhibin beta chain-like. Gene Ontology annotation, molecular function: cytokine activity; growth factor activity. The transcript is spliced from 2 exons. Bases 1 to 840 code for a protein of 279 amino acids. NCBI's taxonomy places the organism in Eukaryota, Metazoa, Arthropoda, Arachnida, Ixodida, Argasidae. The record is from RefSeq and is a predicted model, not a curated record. Gene Ontology annotation, cellular component: extracellular region.